Molecule: messenger RNA, 1768 nt
Organism: Pseudomassariella vexata
Lineage: Eukaryota; Fungi; Ascomycota; Sordariomycetes; Amphisphaeriales; Pseudomassariaceae
Exons: 1
Coding region: 31-1497 (488 amino acids)
Molecular function (GO): oxidoreductase activity
Source: RefSeq, a predicted model, not a curated record
CGCAUAGUACACCCUGAUGCACGCAUAAUUAUGUUUUCAGGCAUGACGCGAGUUUCGCAUAGACCCGAAGUUUUCCUCAAUGUCCAAGGCAUAACACGACGGGCACGAUGUACCUCGAUUAUCAAGAGAGGAGUCCAGCAGCAAGCUAGGGGCUUUGCUACACCAAUGAGUUCCAGGGUGUGCACAAGAUGCCUUGCCGGCAAUGGGGUCCGCGCAAGACAGCUUUCCCAAGUUGAAGCCGUCACCAAGCGUUUUCUCCAUCACCAAACGCCUGUACAAGUAUCCGCAUACAAGCAGGCCAACUUGUCUCCCUCCACACCACGUCCCAGAUCUAAACCACAAGAACCUGAUCCCAAGGCCAGAAAGGCAACAUAUAUCAGAUCCGCCACGUUCACCCUGCUUGGUGCCGCCCUUCUAACCACGGGCUACCUCGCCUACAGCUCCGGCAUCGAAGAUGAGAGCCUCAACACCACCAAGUUCACCGACUUCAACAUCAUCUCCAAGGAGCAAAUCUCACACACGGCCUUUGUACUAACCAUCCGCUGUCGCGAUACAACAAACGCCAAGAACCUCGCCAAGUACAAGGCCGCCUGGGAGCACGGCCUCUGGUCCGUCGAGAUCAAGCAGCCGCAGCUGCAAAUCGCCCGGAAUUAUACUCCGCUACCGCCCUUGAAUUCCGCCGAUGGGGAAACGGGCGAGCUCCGCUUCUUAAUUCGGAGGAUGGACGGGGGUGAGAUGUCAAAUUACCUCUCGAAAUUAAAGGUUGGAGACAAAGUAUGGCUGCGCGGGCCGCAUUAUGGGUUUGAUAUCUCGAAGAGGCUAGGGAAGGCGGGAGAGGUGGUUUUUCUGGCGGGUGGGACGGGCAUCGCUCCUGCUUUGCAGAUUGCCCAUAAGCUACUGGAUGGGGCGAGGACUGGAGAUAAGCCGUCGAUUCAUAUUUUGUGGGCGAAUAGAAAGAGUGUCGAUAGCGUGGCUCGCGAGGAGUUGGCUGGGAAAGUGGCAAAGACAGUGAAAGACUCCAAUUCCCUAGGGUAUCUUUCGAGGUCUUCGCUGCAUGACCAGAUAUUGGAUUCGAAGAACCGACAUGGCGACAACUUGAGUCUGAGCUACUUUGUCGACGACGAGAAGACCUUCAUCGGACUGAAAGACAUCGAUGCGGCCAUGGGCGGUUCUAUUUCUUCGAGGAAAAUAUCCAAGUUGGCGCCAGUGGACCAGAAUUGCCGGUGGCAUUCGCCCGCCAUACUCUCUGCAUCCACCGACGAAGAGGACGCACUGCAGGGCACAGCCAGAGACUGUGCCUGUCCGUCCAGAAGCCCUACCAGCAGGGGACGGAACAUUUUGUGUGUCUCGGGACCCGACGGCUUCAUCCAGGCUUAUGUUGGCCCGAAGCGGUGGUUCGAAGGAAGAGAGAUACAGGGUUCGGUCCAAGGGCUAGUGUCCUCCAUGAAGACAAUGAGUAAAGGGGGCAUGGAUGACUGGCUUGUAUUAAAACUGUGACAGUGGUCGAGCAUAAGCGAUAUGCCUGGGAUAUUGUAGCAUAUCUGUGUAUAUUGACCUGUAUUACAUAAGACGUUGAGUCAAGCUAUGUUGGAAUAAUAAGACUCGGAAUGAUAACUAGAUUCCCACCAUAAAUUAAAGAUCGGCUAAUAGCUGCAGACUCAUAUGAAACAUGUUAAUUAUAUUUCAAAGUUAUGAGUACUCAUCAGUACCACUUUUGAACAAAGAACAUGGGGUUUUCAGAUAUUUAAUCAUGAAGAGAAGAUAAUCA